Messenger RNA from Clupea harengus (Atlantic herring), 5693 nucleotides. It is a transcript of the gene robo3, whose product is annotated as roundabout, axon guidance receptor, homolog 3 (Drosophila). The transcript has 28 exons. NCBI's taxonomy places the organism in Eukaryota, Metazoa, Chordata, Actinopteri, Clupeiformes, Clupeidae. Gene Ontology annotation, molecular function: protein binding. The coding region runs from base 642 to 4895 and encodes 1417 amino acids. The record is from RefSeq and is a predicted model, not a curated record.
ACUACUAGGGGUGGUCGGAGGGUGGGCUCGAGCCACGAGACAGCAGCAGAGCGUGUGGUGCGAGUGUAGCGCGUUCAUUCAAUGAAACGGGAGCGAGGCAAGUAGCCUACAGAGGAACCGCAACAACAAAUGGGAAUAACAACUGAGAAAUAGGGACCAUUUCCUUCAGGAUGGGAUUCAUUUUUAGAUGACGGAGAAAGCAACGUUUCUUGAGAGAUGCUCCUGUUUCAGACUAAGGUUCUAGGUUGUGACAGAAUCAAGGACAACAAAAAAUAAUUUACACAACAGCCUAGUAACCGAACGUAAAUUACUACUUGCUGCUGUUGCUGGCUCGGGAUUACAACUGGAAGCGAUUGGAGAGUUGCCUUUCCCGGGACGUCUAUGCACAUUCAUGUGCAAAGUAGCUUAGUUGUGAUGCUGCGACUCAAUAAGAACAAAUUUGACGAAGGUGUUAAAUUGAGUUUGCAAACUUGUAGGGUUUGGCUGCCCUAGUUGUAACGGUCGCCUAAGCUCCUAGGUUGCUGCCAGCCUUCGUUUCCCUCUAGUUACUUGGAUAUCAAGUCAUUUUACUGUGCCACAGACUUCCUCCAACGGGAGUAAUACAUAUAUUCUUCUCCGCGGUUUCCCUGGCUAAGGAGGUUAUGGAGUUUCAUCCCACAUUAGAUGCUCUACCAAUACUAUUUGCACUCAUCAGUAUCACCGUAGGAUCCCGUCCGAGGCUUGAGGAUGCUCCUCCGCGGAUCCUGGAACACCCGUCCGACCUGAUCGUGUCCAAGGGCGAGCCGGCCACCCUCAACUGCAAGGCGGACGGACGGCCCACGCCCACGGUGGAGUGGUACAAGGACGGCGAGCGGGUGGAGACGGACCGCGAGGACCCGCGCUCCCACCGCAUGCUGCUGCCCAGCGGCUCGCUCUUUUUCCUGCGCAUCGUGCAUGGCCGCCGCAGCAAGCCCGACGAGGGCGUCUACGUGUGCGUGGCACGCAACUACCUAGGAGAGGGUGUCAGCCGCAACGCCUCGCUGGAAGUAGCCAUCCUGCGUGAUGAUUUCCGUCAGAGCCCGAGUGACGUGGUGGUGGCCGCGGGCGAGCCGGCGGUGAUGGAGUGCAUCCCGCCCCGCGGCCACCCCGAGCCCACCAUCUCCUGGAAGAAGAACAACGUGCGCGUCAACGACAAGGAGGAGAGGAUCACGGUCCGUGGUGGGAAGCUAAUGAUCUCCAACACGCGGAAGAGUGACGCAGGGAUGUACGUGUGUGUGGGAACAAAUAUGGUGGGCGAGAGGGACAGUGACCCUGCAGAGUUGGUGGUUUUCGAGCGUCCCAUGUUUGUACGCAGACCGGUGAACCAGGCAGUGCUGGCGGAUGACACUGUGGACUUCCUGUGCGAAGUGCAGGGCGACCCCACCCCUACCGUACGCUGGCGCAAAGAGGAGGGGGACCUGCCACGUGGGAGAUCCGAGAUCAGGAGUGACAGCAGCCUGCGUCUGACUAAUGUGCGAGCCGAGGACGAGGGCACGUACACCUGCGUGUCUGAGAACAGCGUGGGGAAGACAGAGGCCACCGGAAUACUCCAGGUCCAUGUGGGCUCAUCUCUUCCUCCCCAGAUCGUGGUGCGUCCUCGGGACCAGAUCUCAGCCCAGGGUCGCACCGUCACCUUCCUCUGUGGCACCAAGGGCAACCCUCCCCCAGCCGUCUUCUGGCAGAAGGAGGGCAGCCAGAUCCUGCUGUUUCCCAGCCAGCCCCCAUCAGAGUCGGGGCGCUUCUCUGUGUCUCUGAGCGGCGAGCUGACCAUCGUAGACGUGCGCGGCGAGGAUUCUGGGUUCUACAUCUGUCAAGCCAUCAGCGUCGCUGGGAGCAUCCUCACCAAAGCCUUGCUGGAGGUGGAAGACGUGCCAUCAGACCGAGUGCCUCCGAUCAUCCGGCAAGGGCCAGCCAAUCAGACGCUCGCACCUGGAGCCACGGCCCAACUGCAGUGUCACGUGAUGGGGAACCCUCUUCCCAGCAUUCAGUGGGAGAAGGACAGCCAACGGAUCCUGGCCAACGACGAGCGCAUCAGCCUCAUGGAGAACGGCACCUUACAGAUCAUCAACCUGCAGGAAACGGACUCGGGGACCUACACCUGUGUUGCCUCCAGCUCGAGCGGAGACACAAGCUGGAGUGGAGUUGUCACCGUGAAAGAGAGUGUCGACUCGUCCAUGGGCCAGGCGUCGGAGCCGAUCCAGCUUCCCGGUCCUCCCCAGAAGCCCGUGGUGACGGACGUGACCCUGAACAGUGUGACCCUGACCUGGCAACCCAACGCACACGAGGGAGGAGCCGCCGUCACCUCUUAUAUUAUUGAGGCCUUCAGCCAAUCGGCGGGCAGCACCUGGCAGACGGUGGCGGACCUGGUGCGUCAGGAGAAGCACACGGUGGGCGGCCUCUUCCCCAACACGGUCUACCUGUUCAUCGUGCGCGCCGUCAACGCCUACGGCCUCAGCGACCCCAGCCCCAUCUCUGAGCCCGUGCGGACGCAAGACCUGAGUCCCACAGGCCAGGGCGUGGACCACAGGCAGGUGCAGCGGGAGCUGGGGGAGGUGGCCGUGCUCCUGCAGGAUCCCCUGGUCCUCAGCGCCUCCAGCGCCCAGCUCUGGUGGACGGUGGACCGGCAGUCCCAGUACAUCCAGGGCUUCCGGCUCCUGUACCGGCCCAGUGGAGGCUCCUGGCUGAUGCAGGACGUGAAGGCCGCACCGGAGCGCAGCGCCGUCCUAACGGACCUGCUGAAGGGCACGGAGUACGAGAUCAAGGUCCGGCCCUACUUCAACGAGUUCCAGGGCAUGGACAGCCGCGUGGUCGUGGUGCACACGCCGGAGGAGGUGCCCAGUGCCCCUCCUCAAGCUGUUACCGUGUCGACGCUUAACCUUGGCAACAGCUCCAGCAUCAGCGUUUCCUGGCAGCCUCCCCCUGCUGACGCGCAGAACGGACUCAUCCAGGAGUACAAGAUUUGGUGCUUGGGCAACGACACUCUGACUCGGUACCACAUCAACCAGACGGUGGACGGGCGCGUCCUCUCCACGGUGCUGAAGGGGCUGCUGCCCGGCGUCUGGUACCAGGUGGAGGUGGCAGCCGUCACCAGCGCCGGCGUGGGCACCCGCAGUGAAGCUGUACCCAUCUUCAUCAAACACCCAGCGGAGCCACCGGUGGUGCCCGGCGGGCCUGACGAGAACGUGAGUCUGGCAGAGCAGAUCACAGACGUGGUGAAGCAGCCGGCGUUCAUCGCGGGCAUCGGCGGUGCAUGCUGGGUAAUCCUCAUGGGCUUCAGCGUGUGGAUCUACUGCCGCCGCAAGAAGAGGAAGGAGCUGAGCCACUACGCCGCCUCCUUCGCCUACACCCCCGCAGUCGGUUUUCCCCAUGGAGAGGGUUCGGGAGUCAAUGGAAGGCCUGGCGUUCUGGGGGGCGGCAUGGGGAACUACCCCUGGCUGGCCGACUCGUGGCCCACCUCCAACCUCAUGCACAGCGGCAAGGACUCCGUCAACUGCUGCACGGCCAAACAUGACUCAGCAGAAAGAUACUACAAUGAGGUGGGCAUCUCCAACUACCUGAACCAGACGGAGAAGUACAGCACGGGCUCCAACGAGGGGCCCAUCUACAGCACCAUCGACCCCACCAGUGAGGACCUGCGCAGCUUCUCCGCACCCUACUCCCAGCAUGCCACGCCCUACGCCAGCACUCCCAUCAUGCCUUUCUCCGCACAGGGCCCUGUCAGCCCCCAGCAGGAUGCCGCCCACUGGAUGCCCCAGCCGAGCACCUCAGGGGCGCAGUAUGCCCAGCCUGACCGCUCCAAGACAGACAACGCAGCCAAACACAGCAAGCAGAAGUCGAUGGGUAAGGCGGUGAAGACUCCCUCUCUGACCUGGAUGGAGCCUCUGCCCCCGCCGCCGCCCUCAACAGGGGAGACGGAGCAGUAUGCCGACGAGCUGGAUCCCGACCACGACGACCACGACAUCCAAGACCUAGGUUCCGACGAGGAGGAGGAAUGGUGUCCGCCGUUGCCCGAGCGGACCUACCUCAUGGACGGCACGGACGAGGGCAGCCACGGCCACGGGCACGGACCCGGCCCCGGACCCUGCCCACCCCUGCGGACGGACGCCUCGUCCCCAACCACCUCCUACAGCCACCAGUCCACAGCCACGCUCACCCCCUCCCCCCGGGACGAGGGGCGGCUGGGGCACGACAUCCCUCGUCUGCACCACCUGGAUGCACCCCCCCAGACACGACGGUUGCCGUGUGGACCGGUACCGAUCCCGCGCGCCCCCAGCCCACCCCUGACCCAGUCCAACCCCAACCUGUCAGCCAAUCACGAGGGCCCUGACAUGGGCACGCCACCGCGCUCGGCACACCGGCGAGACCUGAGCCAGGGGGCGACACUCAGUGCUGACAACAUCAGCGCCACCACGCCAGGCAGGACACGCGCCGCUCCCCAAGACAACAGCCAGUCCCCUGCCGGACCCAAGUCACGAGUGAAGAAGAAGACCUCCAAGAGCGGACAGUACAGGAGAGAGGCGAUACAAGGAGACCUCCCCCCUCCCCCGGAGCCCCCUCCCGAGGAGCGGAUCCUGGACACCCCAUCAGGGACGCUGGAGUACGGACAGACAUCCUUGGACAGAGACGGCAGCUCCCAUGGUAGCUCCAUGGAGAGGAGAGACCACAGCGCCCCCAACAGGAAAAGCGCAGGACAGCGACGCAAAGAAGACGAAGAUAUGAUUCCUUACACCAAGCCAAACCUCCACCUCGCCCGGGGACAGAUGUCCAGCAACUGUUCCACGACGGGCAGCUCCUCGUCGCGGGGGUCCUCGGGUUCCAGAGGGCACAGCUUAGCCAAGCAGCGCAGCGAGGUACCGGCAGAACCGGGGGAACCGUGACGGAGAUGAGAUAAGUGGACCCAAUAACGAAGACGAGAAGACGAGACAAGGCUGCGGAGAGGAAGACUGUACAGGAUCACUGUCUGCCUCACCAGAAAUGAAUCAUGGACUUCUCAAUUAUUAUUUGGAUGUUCUCAUGUUAUGUUAUUGUUAUUUAUGAUGUCGCGGGAGCAUUUGACUCCCUCACUUUCAUAUGUAAAUAGCCAUCUCUGUAAGGUUUUUACAUGGACUUCAGCAGCAGCCGAAGAAGAAAAAAAUAUAUUGUAUUUAUAAUAAAAAAAAAAAAAAUAGUCCAGUAUAACAAAAGAAGGUCAGUGUUUGAAUGUGCCAACCUCCUUUUUUUUGUUUAGUAGAAAAAACAUAUAACAUCGACAUGAACGUAAACAAUAUUGCACUCUUGUUGCGUUGGAGAGCAACAAGAAAGAGAAAUACAAAGCACAAUGCGCGGGUGUGUGUGAGUGUCGACCAGCCCUAUGGACAGACUGAUACUUUCCAAGCCCCAGCUUCAAGCUGCUUCUGCCAGCGACCCUCCGUUACUUGGCUUCCUGUUGUCGUGGUCUGGCGAGAACACUCCUUUUUUUCACUGAGAGAGUUUGCUAUUUGACUGCUGUUGUAAAUGAUUGUAUCCAUCCUUUUUUUAUUUAAUGUUUCGGAGACAGUGUGCAAAAAGAAGAGAAAAAAAACAGAAACAAAAUGUAUUCGGUUUAAACACAAGCAAAACGAUUCCAUUCUGUUGACUAACUUUUUGGUAGUCUUGUUGUUUUGUAAAAUACAAUAAAAAAUACAUUUGUUGAGCUA